UCUCAGAUUUCUCCAAAUGAAUUUGUGCAUUUGUACAUUAUUUUUUUCAAAAUGCUUGCGCUAAUUCUCUGUGUGGGAAUGCUGCACCACAUCUCAGAGGCUGUCCCUGUGGAAAAACUAGCAGACAAGAAGAUUUGUGGUGAUGUGGAGUGCUCGUAUGCUCUCUCCAUGGCCACGGCCUUGGACGACUUCAUUGCUCCAGACUGCAGAUUCAUCAAUAUCAAGAAGGGUCAGAAGGUUUACGUGUAUUCUAAACUGGUACCAGAGGAGGGCGGUGGUGUCUUCUGGUCCGGCAGUGUGUACAGUGACCGCUAUGUGGACCAGAUGGGCAUCAUUGGAUACUUUCCUGCGCCUUUAGUGAAGGAGACACACACGUUUAGGGAGGACACGCGCCAGAUUCCGACAGCAAACAUGGAUUUCUUCUGUGCUUAAGGUGGAUAGAUGCUGUUUUGUUAACUUACUUACUUACGCACGCCCCCUCCAAAUAAAUAAAUAAGCAAAUGCUUGUUGCUCCAACAUUGAACUUGGAUACUUUUAACGAUGGGUAUGUCAGAAUUUGAUCUUUGAUUUUCCAGCAUCUCAUUAGUCAGCAAAGUUUAUUCAAUUUUAUUUGUUCAAUUUUAUAAACAGUUAUCCUGAGUGAUUAUUAAGUGGUGUGGCAAAAGUAUAAAAAGCAGAGGUCGCUAAAGUAUUGCACUUAGGUAGAACUUAUAUACUUAUGUUUUAUGUUAAGAAGAACAACAAAAAAGAAUGGUAAAAUUAGUCCAGAUUUAAAUCAACUACUAAAGCCAAAUUUAAAAACUAUAGGCUAUCGAAUGUACUUAAAACACCAAAGUAAGAAUGGGAUCCGAAAGAAAUAUGACAUAAAAAUUCAUCUGUGAAUCCUACUUAACACCCUACUGCUUAUUUAAUGAUUUGUCAAAUAAACCCUCCUUUCCACGCCAAUCUCAUUCACAACUGUUUAUUUGAACAGACGGCGACUUUUGAAAAUUGGUAAUUGUACCCUGUCAUUGCCACUGUACAACAUGAUGAUCUUCACUGUCACAGCAGUGUCAAAAUUUUGUCAUUGACUGUCUGAUUUGUUGAUUGACUCGUACUGCAUAUCAUGGAAAUGCGACCCUUUCAUCAAGAGUAUCACAUACAUUGACCAAGUCAUAUUGUGUGUUAAGGUAUUCCAACAGACCUCAAUACCACACAGUUUGUAUUAUAA
Corythoichthys intestinalis (scribbled pipefish) is the source of this 1210-nucleotide messenger RNA. RefSeq names its product otoraplin-like. Gene Ontology annotation, molecular function: protein binding. Gene Ontology annotation, biological process: cartilage condensation. NCBI's taxonomy places the organism in Eukaryota, Metazoa, Chordata, Actinopteri, Syngnathiformes, Syngnathidae. The transcript is spliced from 4 exons. The coding region runs from base 52 to 432 and encodes 126 amino acids. The record is from RefSeq and is a predicted model, not a curated record.